Messenger RNA from Lolium perenne, 2162 nucleotides. RefSeq names its product beta-amylase. Gene Ontology annotation, biological process: polysaccharide catabolic process. Lineage: Eukaryota; Viridiplantae; Streptophyta; Magnoliopsida; Poales; Poaceae. The record is from RefSeq and is a predicted model, not a curated record. Gene Ontology annotation, molecular function: beta-amylase activity.
GGUCCGGGCAGUAUCUUCCAAUGGCUGCACAUCGCCAGAAAUUAAGGAGCACAUUCGUGUAUCACGCGGAUGCCAUGGCAACAACGGCGACGGCCCCUUACAUACACAGGACACCCGAGAUUGCCCGGGUAAAGCAAAAUCGGAGCAGUAACAGGUAGCAAAAGCUCAAGAACUGCAUGCACGCCAUGCUCGCGACCUCACCGUCAUCGCAGUUAGUCAAGUUACAGCCAUGGUGGGGAAGCUGCCGGAGAAGGGCGGCAUCUCCUUCCCUUCUUCCACCGACGAUCGCCGGGAGGACGGUGGCGUCUGCUCCUCCUCUCCGAGCUGUGGCCGCCGAGAGCGCGCAGACUUCUGCUGUGCCGCAACCACAGCCUACUCCGUUGGACGCCGACGAGGAGAAGAUGCUAGCCAACUACGUCCCGGUCUUCGUCAUGCUACCCCUGGAGGUGAUCACCGCUGAGAACGAGGUGGAGGACGCGGAGGGGCUGAGGGCGCAGCUGCGGCGGCUGCGCGAGGCCGGCGUCGACGGCGUGAUGACGGACGUGUGGUGGGGCAUCGUGGAGGGCGCCGGGCCGGCUCGGUACGACUGGCGCGGGUACAGGGAGCUGUUCCGGCUGGUGCAGGAGGAAGGCCUGAAGCUGCAGGUCAUCAUGUCCUUCCACGCGUGCGGCGGCAACAUCGGCGACGCCGUGAACAUUCCGAUACCGGAGUGGGUGCGCGCCGUCGGCCAGGCGGACCCGGACGUGUACUACACGAGCCCCGGCGGUGCCAGGAACCAGGAGUACCUCACCAUCGGGGUGGACCACCGGCCUCUGUUCCACGGCAGAACUGCCAUCCAGCUGUACGCCGAUUUCAUGAAGAGCUUCAGAGAGAACAUGGCCGACUUCUUGGAAUCUGGCCUGAUCGUGGACAUCGAGGUCGGGCUUGGCCCUGCCGGCGAGCUGAGGUACCCAUCCUACCCUGAGAGCCAGGGGUGGGCGUUCCCUGGCAUCGGACAGUUCCAAUGUUACGACAAGUACCUGGAGGAAGAUUUCAGAGCGGCGGCAACGGAUGCCGGGCGCCCGGAGUGGGAGCUUCCCGACGACGCCGGAGAGUACAACGACGCCCCGGACGACACGCGGUUCUUCGCGGCGGACGGCGCCGGCGCGACUUACCUCACCGAGAAGGGGAGGUUCUUCCUCACAUGGUACUCGAGCAAGCUGAUCGAGCACGGGGACAGGAUCCUGGACGAAGCGAACAGGAUCUUCCUGGGCUGCAAGGUCAAGCUCGCCGCCAAGGUGUCUGGCAUACACUGGUGGUACAGGCACCCGAGCCACGCCGCGGAGCUGACCGCCGGGUACUACAACCUGGGCGGGCGCGACGGGUACGCGCCGGUCGCGCGCAUGCUGGCGCGGCACGACGGCGCCGUGCUCAACUUCACCUGCGCGGAGAUGAGGAACUCGGAGCAGCCCGAGGAGGCCAUGAGCGCCCCGGAGGAGAUCGUGCAGCAGGUGCUGAGCGCCGGGUGGAGGGAGGGGAUCGAGGUGGCGUGCGAGAACGCGCUGCCCAGGUACGACCGGCGGGCGUACAACCAGAUGCUGAAGAACGCGCGGCCAAACGGCGUCGACCUUGGCGGCGGCGGCGGCGGCCCGGUGCGCCGGAUCGCCGCGCUGACGUACCUCCGGCUCACGGACGAACUCCUGACCGGGAACAAGUACCGGGCCUUCAAAACCUUCGUCAGGAAAAUGCACGCCGAUCAGGAGUACUGCCCUGACCCGGCCCAGUACUUCCGGCCUCUGAAGCCUCUGGAGCGGUCAAGGCCGGCGAUACCCAUGGACCGGCUGCUGGAGGCGACGUCGCCGGAGGCGCCGUACCCGUUCGAGGCCGAGACGGACAUGAGCGUCGGCGGCGACCUCGCGGAGCUCAUCGACUGGGCGGUCGACAAGAUCGAAUGGAUAUUCGGUUGAGGAAACAAAUUCAAAUCUGAUUGAUACACACGCGCGGGCACCCAGGAGCAGUAGGCUAAUUAUACAGUAGUAGGACUAGCAGUCUAGCACAUGGAUCUUUACCCGACACACGCAUCAUUCGCACCAUUGGGAACGCCAGAGCAGCAGAAAUACUCCCUCUGUAUCAUGAAGUAUCGAAAGUUUAGCUGAAUUUCAAAUUUAGAUAAAUUUCUGACA